Drosophila miranda is the source of this 3665-nucleotide messenger RNA. It is a transcript of the gene NKAIN, whose product is annotated as sodium/potassium-transporting ATPase subunit beta-1-interacting protein. Bases 545 to 2521 code for a protein of 658 amino acids. NCBI's taxonomy places the organism in Eukaryota, Metazoa, Arthropoda, Insecta, Diptera, Drosophilidae. The transcript has 7 exons. Gene Ontology annotation, biological process: regulation of sodium ion transport. The record is from RefSeq and is a predicted model, not a curated record.
GAAUACUUUUUCGUGAUCAGCACCGAAUUCGUGAUCGUUUGCCAUCAAAAUCUUACUUAUUAAAAAAUGUCGGAAAAAGGCAUGUCAAGCAGUGUAUAACGUGUUUUUUUCACACUGGCGCUUCCAUGGGGAUAAUAUGAAAAAAGCUACGGGCAAACGUACACAUUUCCCAGUCAAGUGUCGCCUUAAUUACAUAAAAAUUUCACACAGAUCAGGUUUUGUUCAGCUGCAUUCUUUACCCUCCAAGCGUCUACCCCUCCCCUUAGCAUACUUGAGUGUUCUAAGGUGCAAUAGCCAUACAUAGAGAGAGAGAGAGAGAGCGAAUGAGAGAAAGAGGGAGAGGGACAAGUGGCUGCACUUGCCACGCUUGACUUGACCACAUUCAACUUGCAGCAGCAGGCUGCCUGCAUGUAAUGUGGAAACUGCAGAUAAAAGCGUAACACACAAAAAACCAGAUAAAAAGAGGCAGCGAUCGCAACAAAGGACUGGUAGAGGGAGAGUUAAAGAACCUUUAGCAUACAUUUCUGAAUGGAAUAAUUAUGUGAUGGGCUCGUGCUCGUGUACGCGGCGACACUUUUUGUUGUCAAUAUGCUUCCUGCAAGUGAUAACGAUUCUCGAACGCCAGGUAUUCGACUUUCUCGGAUACAUGUGGGCCCCCAUCCUGGUGAAUUUCUUCCACAUUCUAUUUAUCAUAUUUGGAUUCUAUGGCGCAUAUCACUUUCGCGUUAAAUACAUCAUCACCUAUCUAAUAUGGAACUUCCUAUGGAUCGGCUGGAAUGCUUUCCUCAUUUGCUUUUAUCUGAAUGUGGGGCAGUUGGAUAGGGACAGUGAUCUACUCAAUCUCGGCACGGGCAGCGUUUCCUGGUUCGAGGCGAACGGUUAUGGAUGCCGGCCCACCUACAACAUGACGGCGGAUGAUCCGUUCCGUCCACAGCGGCCGGAGACCGUAGAGGGCUGCCUGCUCGACUAUACGCUGGUGGAGAUUAUUCACUCGGGAGUUCAGUGCGGUCUGGCGCUGCUCGGUAUACUCGGUGCGAUUCUGAUCAGUUGCAUAUUUCUGGACGAGGACGAUAGAUUCGAUUUCAUGAACGGCGACGCGAAGAGUCCCCAGCACACCGUGGUGCACCCAAUGUACGUGAGCUAUACAAGUAUACCCACAACAUCCGCAAGUGCCACAAUGCAAUCAAACAAGCAUCUGCAGCUGCAACUGCAGAACCAGCAGCAGCAGCAGCAAAACUCACUGAAACUCUAUCAUCAUCAGCAACAAGUAUCACACUUAAACCAGAACUACCAACUGAACAACAGCAACAAUAAUACACUCAACAAUAAUCUUCACCAGCGUCAGGCGCCGCCUCAGCCGCCGCUAGACACACCAAUUAACCACAAUGCAUCAUUCCAACGCCACCACCAAUCAGUCAAUCAUCUAACCCAGCGCACAAGUGGCGAGAACAGCAACAGCAGCAGCCUGAGGCGCCAGCGGCACCACCAGAUCAGUGGCUCCGGUCCCAGUCCCAUGUCCCCGCAGACUACUCCCUCGCUUUCGUACGCCUCGCUGCAGAACUCCAAUCCCUAUCUGGCCAACUCGCUGAGCAACAGCAACUAUAGCAUCUUCCAGGGCAUCCCCGAGUGUGUGGGCAGCGGCACCCACUUUGCCCGCAUCCACCACAAGGCCAAGGCUCCCAAGUCGGGGCUCAUAUCAUCACCAGGUGUGGGUGUAGAUUCAGGUGUAGGCAUCGGCAUGGCAGGCCACUCCCCAGUCCGUCCGCUCGAUCGUCUCUCGCGCAAUCUCGAGGAGGAAGAGGACAACUUUUCAAUGCAGCAGCUCUCCUCUGGGGCAAAUGGCGUCACAUAUGUGCCCUUCAGGAGUCCCACGCCCAGCACUCUCUUCGUGCACGAGAACAACAACAAUUCUCAGCCCCACAUCGUCUUUAACUCGGCUACGCGCUCUAGUCCCAACAACAAUGUCUCCUUUCCCUAUGAACAGAAUGGAUUGCCUUCCACACUGCGUGUGGGCCCCAGUCCAAAGGCCCGGCGACCCACACAGAUUCCGUUGCCCACAGUGCCGCUGCACACCUGCCACGUGCUGGACGAAGACGAGGAUGAGGAGGUGAAUGGGGAUCAAAUACUGACGCCCCCGCCUCCACCCGUGCCCCGUCCGCACAUCUUCCAUCAGCGCCUGGGUCAGGCGCCCUAUCCUGAUCUCUCGCCCGAGAUAGCUGAAAAAUACGCCAUGCCCACCCAGCAUGUGUCCGUGGCCUCUUCCAUUCCCGUUCCGGUGCCCCACGGCUCGCCCAUGGUGCGACGAACCCAUCGCCGCCACCGACCCGCUAUUCCGGCUCAAGCCAAUUUUUGCGAUCAAAUCCGCGCCCCUCCCCUCGGCUACGUGGUGCGCACACAGAGUGACGAUCGACUGGUGGAGGCGAAUCAACAGACGGAGGCGGCUCCCCGCGUCAAUCGUCGGAGCAACAACAAGACCCGUCCCCGCUCCUUCUGCAGCUCCAUUGUGGGCGUACAGGCCUAGAUCCCGGCCAGCGAAGCCUCCAAGUACGUCCAGCUCCCUACACUCUCCUCUCUAUCUCCAAUCGCCUCUCUGUAAUCUUCUCUCUGUCCGUGCAGGUGCUGGGCCAACUGCUGCUUGUGUCACCAUCUGCCAUGCCCAACUUGUAGCAAGGAUCCCCUCUGGUCCACUUCCGAACCACCCACAUAUACUAGACGUACAUACUACAUUUUGUUGUUUCUAUGUUGUGCCUAACCAGCCAUGGCUGAUGACAAUGGCUCCCUUCCGCAACCAUAAGCUUCCAGCACGUGAGCUCAUCGAUUCGGACACGGAUUCGGCCUAGCAAAUGUCUUAACUUAUUUAACCAAGCCAAGUAUUUUUGUAUCAGCCAAAAUACACAGCACACGCAUGUCCUAAAUACAUCGAGGGUCUUUCCCGUCGACUUGUGAUAGGAAAUCGAAAUGCGGAAAGGCCCUACAUAUAACACACAAGAGAGCCUGCAUAAUUUUAUGUUGAUCUGUGAUAACUCUAAAAAAAAUAACGACAAAACGAUUAAUUAUAUAGCGAAAAUGUCACAAAGAAAGUUGAACAAAAGUUGAAAUUGAAAGAAACGAAAAGAGAUAAGGAAAAAUAAUUUAUAGAGCCAAUUGCAACCAGAUGCCUUGGAUUAAGAAUGGAUUAGAGAUUAAUAUACAAAAAGAAAAUAUAUAGAUGUGUUAAAAAUGUGAGUGGGAGAGCGCAGCCUCCCACCUUCAGCUGCCUUUUGUUGUUUAACUAAUUAAAAUACGAUUUACAAUACAUACAUAUACCAAUCGUUACGACAUAGACGUUAGUUUGUCAAACAAAGAAGUUGCCUAAUGGAAUAAGAUUCGUGCGAGAUUCGUUACUUAGACAAAUAAUUACAUGAAAACGAUCGAUCUAUAUAGAUAUACACAGACAUACAUAUAUGUGAAUGUUUAAGUUUAGUGUUAAGCUUGAAGCCACACAAAAAGUAGUUAUAGACGCGCAAGCAACGCCAAGCAGAGCAAAUCCAAUUCAUAGCUUAGUAGAAUAUCUAACUAUUUACCUUAUAGAUUGUCACUGUGCUGAUCUAUAGUGGUGCGGAUUGUGGUGCCAAUUAUCGACGACAUUCGAAAGCGUUUCCAAUAAAUGUUCAUUUACACCAAAA